Molecule: messenger RNA, 3495 nt
Organism: Plectropomus leopardus (leopard coralgrouper)
Lineage: Eukaryota; Metazoa; Chordata; Actinopteri; Perciformes; Serranidae
Biological process (GO): circadian regulation of gene expression; entrainment of circadian clock by photoperiod
Cellular component (GO): nucleus; cytoplasm
Molecular function (GO): FAD binding; deoxyribodipyrimidine photo-lyase activity; DNA binding
Source: RefSeq, a predicted model, not a curated record
CGUUGUGUACUGAAAGCUCGACUUUAAGCCAUGCACUAGACUUAUUAGUAUUAUUCACAGCAGUUUUACAGUAUUUAAGAGCUAUAAUUUAUCGUCACCUUACACUUGAAGAUGCCUCCUUCAGCAGCUGCUGGUACCGAGGAUGGGAAAGUCUUGGUGAGGAAGAUAUUGAGGGAAGUGUUGGUGGGUCGAGAGGAUCCAGAGGGGUUUUUCGCGAUGUGUGUGUCCGUUUUGGGGCACCAGGAGACCCGAUCACAGUUCAUGUCCCUCAUCCAGCCACUUUCCUCGGCCAACAGCACCCUGCACUCCGCCCUCACCUCCAUCUACAAGGAAUAUUUCUCACAGACUGAGGAUGAUGAACUGGAACUUGCAUUGGCGCUCUCUCUACUGGAAAUGAAGGAUCACAACAGUCAGGAGUCCCGACCACAGCAACCUGGAGACAGACUGAAUCAAAGACGCUUUGUUCAACUGACCUCUGUAUCUACACCUCAGGCCAGCAGCCUCAGGAAAGAAAACACCAACUCAGCACAGAGUGGACCCUGGGUAAAGAUGAGCCCACCACAUACAACCAAAGAAACUGAGCUUCAGAAAAGUACACAUGUUGAAACACCAGGGACAAAGAAUGUGUGUGUCUCUACACCAUCUGGCUCAUUUUCCAAGCAAGACACAGUCGAAAAACAUGACCAAAUGAUAGACGAGGGAGAUUUAAAUCAGUCAGAUAAACCAAAACGCUCUAAGAACAGGCGACAGCGGCGUAAAGGCACUGGUCAGCAUGUUGUAGGUUUGCCCGUCUCUCCAUCAGCAACACCACCGGUACUGCUGUGGUUCAGGAGGGAUUUGCGACUCGGGGACAACCCUGCUCUCAUCGGCUCAUUGGAGGUUGGUGCACCAGUCAUCCCUGUCUUCAUCUGGAGCCCUGAAGAGGAGGAGGGACCUGGAGUCACAGUGGCUAUGGGGGGAGCGUGUAAAUACUGGCUUCAUCAAGCCUUGUCUUGUUUCUCGUCAUCUCUGGAGCGCAUUGGCAGCCAUCUUGUCUACCUCAAGGCAAACGGAGCUUCUCUGCGUACCCUAAAGGAGCUAGUAAAGGAGACAGGGGCUAGAACAGUCCUGACUAACGCUCUCUAUGAGCCCUGGCUGAAGGAGAGGGAUGAUGUGGUGGUGUCAGCCCUUCAGAAAGAUGGUGUUGAAUGCAGGGUGUUCCACUCUUACUGUCUCAGAGACCCUUACUCUGUCAGCACGGAGGGUGUGGGACUCAGAGGAAUAGGUUCAGUGUCCCACUUCAUGAGCUGCUGCAGACAGAACCCAGGGUCUGCAUCAGGGGUCCCCCUCGAACCUCCUGUAUCUCUCCCAACACCUGCCCACUGGCCUCAGGGUGUCUCUUUGGACACAUUAGACCUGGCACGCAUGCCCCGCAGAAAGGAUGGAACAACGAUCGACUGGGCAGCAAACAUCCGAAAAUCCUGGGAUUUCAGUGAAGAAGGAGCUUGUGCCCGGCUAGAAGCCUUCCUGAAUGAUGGUGUGUAUAGAUAUGAAAAAGAAUCAGGCAGGGCAGACGCCCCCAAUACCAGCUGUCUGUCUCCCUACCUUCACUUUGGGCAGAUCAGCCCACGCUGGUUAUUGUGGGAUGCGAAAGGGGCACGCUGUCGAUCCCCAAAGUUCCAGCGCAAACUGGCGUGGAGAGAUUUGGCUUACUGGCAGCUGAUGUUGUUUCCUGACCUCCCCUGGGAGUCCCUUAGACCUCCAUACAAGGCUCUGCGGUGGAGCAGUAAUCGCCACCACCUGAAGGCCUGGCAGAGAGGCAGAACUGGCUACCCUCUGGUGGAUGCAGCAAUGAGGCAGCUGUGGCUGACAGGCUGGAUGAACAACUACAUGAGACAUGUGGUGGCGUCUUUUCUCAUAGCAUAUCUCUACCUGCCCUGGCAAGAAGGCUAUCGCUGGUUCCAGGACACCCUAGUGGAUGCAGAUGUUGCCAUCGAUGCAAUGAUGUGGCAGAAUGGAGGCAUGUCUGGUCUGGAUCACUGGAACUUUGUCAUGCAUCCAGUCGAUGCAGCACUGACCUGCGACCCCUGCGGCAGCUAUGUUAGGAAAUGGUGUCCAGAACUUGCAGAUCUGCCCGAUGAGCUUAUUCAUAAACCCUGGAAAUGUCCUGCAUCCAUGCUGCGACGCGCUGGCGUGGUGUUGGGCCAGACGUAUCCUGAGAGAAUAGUUACAGACCUGGAGGAGCGGAGGAGUCGAUCUCUGCAAGAUGUCGCUCAUGUGCGGAAAGAGUUUGGACAGUAUGUGGACAAGCGCACGGGCUGCGACUUGGUGCCUCUGCCCCCACGCCUGCUCUCUGAGACCCUGGGCUUAUCACACAGGGAUGGCGGUGUGGUGACAGAAGGGAAGCAGUUCCUGUUGCCCGUGAUCACCCGCAUGGAAUUUAAACACCAGCUUGAAGAUCCAGAUGCAGAUGCGGCCUCGAAUCCCUACAAUGCUGUCCUAAAAGGAUACGUGAGCCGCAAGAGGGAUGAGACCAUUGCCUUCCUUAAUGAGAGAGACUUUACUGCCAGCGUGAUGUACGAAGGAGUUCAGAGAAAGGAGCGGCUGGAGAGCGAUUAUCGCAGAAUGGAGGGACUUCCUCGGCCUCCUGCCCCUCGGGGCAGGGCCAGACGAACUCCGACAGCCAAGGACAGGUUUUCUGUAGUACCUGGUGGGGCGGUCGCCUCACUCAGGUGACCCAGAGAUCUGUAAGUUUACAGGUUCAAAAUGCCAGACAGUUACUAGCUGUAAAAUGCACAAGUGAAAAAUGUUACAGAACAAGUGCUAAGACGAGGCAAAAACAAAAUCUAAACUCGACCCAAAUACAUGUGGAUGGAGGGAGGACAUUGUGAUGUGGUUGAGACGAAUUUCGCAGCAGGGUUGCAAAAUCCUAAUAUUAUGUACAUUAAGUAUUCUGUGUAACCUCAGGUGUUAAAUCAGCCUAGAUGAAAAAUAUUGGUUCAGAUCAGACAAAAUACUUGAUUUCAGUGCAGCUUUAAGGCCCAGUCUGUAUUUUUGAAAACGCUAAUCUGAGGAAUUCAUAUAAAGUUUUUUAGCCUUAGUUUGUAGACUUAGUGAUGUAAACAACAUCAGGAACAAUUGGCUGUUUGUGUGUUUCAAAAUCAUCAUUCAAGUCAGAGGUGGUAUCAGGCUCCAACACAUUUUGUAUUUUGAUUCAAGGGCUACCUUGUGUUUUUACACUUGUAUAGAGGAUUUUACCUUAGGUUGGCAAUAUGUGAAUAUAGCUAUGGAUUGAUAGUUUUUAACUGAUUCAAAUAUCUAAAUAUGUAAAUAGUGUGUGUGUGUGUGUAGUUGGUUUAACUGAAACUGUUUUUAAGUUAUGUAAAUGUCUUAAUUUGCAAAAAACAUUUAUCUAACAUGAUGCACUGACAUCAUGUUGAGUAUAUUACCCAUUUAUUACCAAAGAUCUUUGUAGUCGAGAGUGAAACUACAUGACAUGAGGUAAUUUUUAAAGUA